This is a messenger RNA of Tribolium madens (black flour beetle), 2678 nucleotides long. RefSeq names its product ankyrin repeat and death domain-containing protein 1A-like. Gene Ontology annotation, molecular function: protein binding. Gene Ontology annotation, biological process: protein localization to ciliary inversin compartment; signal transduction; regulation of barbed-end actin filament capping. The transcript has 11 exons. NCBI's taxonomy places the organism in Eukaryota, Metazoa, Arthropoda, Insecta, Coleoptera, Tenebrionidae. The record is from RefSeq and is a predicted model, not a curated record. Gene Ontology annotation, cellular component: ciliary inversin compartment; cytoplasm; nucleus. Bases 523 to 2166 code for a protein of 547 amino acids.
UUAGUUCCACCUUUUAAGUGAUUGAUAUAAUGCCAAACAAUGUAACUACAUGUAAUAGUAAAGUAAUUAUACAAUCUGAAACAAUUUAAUCAAAGUUAAAUCUUUUUGGUGUUUGAAAUAAAUUAAUACGUAUUUUAAUAGUAGUAUAAAAAAUAGUUUUGUUUGUCCGUUAACAUAACCAAGGAUAAAUAAAUAGGCAUUUGAAUGAUAUUUUUGCAAUCACAUCACAUUUCAAACAAAAAGAUUUUAUGCAAAAUAAGUAAAUCUAAACAAGCAUUUAAAAUAACAAAAAUAAUAAAUAAAUGAAAUGUAGGCCUAAACAAAUAAAUCAAAGAAAGAAAUUCGAUAUUUAUUGUCGUUUCCUUUUAUUUCUAGGUACGUCCUUGAACCUUUUCCACAGAGGACUGACUAUUUAUCAUUUGAUUUCAUCUAAAUGUCGAUAAAUAAAUAUUAUUUGUUUUAUAGUUUUCAACAAGUAAAAAUGAUUUGAUAAUACUAAAGUGUAAUUAAGAAAAAGAAAAAAUGAUGUCCUGCAUGAGCGCUGAAUUAGAACAUGGUUGUGCUUUAAGACCUGCUGGUUGUCCAUCACCUACCAGCACUCCCGAAGAAUUAGAAAGAAGAGCUUUAAUUCAAAGAAAUGAUUUAUUAUUGCAUGAAGCAGUCAUUAAAAAUGAUACAGAAAGUGUUAGAAGAAUCUUAAAAGAACCUGUCGAUAUAAAUUCGAGAAAUAACUAUGGACGUGCUCCUAUUCACUGGGCUGCCUCUCGCGGUAACAUCGACAUUAUGGAAAUGUUAAUAGCGGCCAAUUGUGACAUUGAAGCUCGCGAUAAGUACGGAAUGAGACCUUUACUAAUGGCAUGUUGGCAUGGUAGUCGUGAUGCUGUACAGUUACUUAUCAACACAGGAGCUUGUUCUAAUGCCACCAAUAAGAAACACUAUACUUUGCUAAUGUGUGCAGCUCGAAAUAAUCGAAUUACAAUUGUUGAUUUUUUAAUUGAUACUUUGGAGGAUACACGAGUAGAUGCCGUAGAUAUUGACGGUCAAACUGCCCUAUUUCAUGCUGCGAUGGGUGGUCACAUCGAAAUCAUCAAACGUCUUAUUGAUUUGGGAGCAAACUUGAAUAAAAAAAACAAAGAAAAUAAAACAGCUCUACAUGUGGCUUGCGAAAGAGGCCAUUGUGACGUCGCCGAUCUUCUUCUCACUCACGAAGCCGACAUGGAAGCCAAAGAUACAAACGGAAAUACUCCACUUCAUGUCGCCUCCCAAAAUCAACAAACUGAAACAGUGCAUAUACUUUUGGAAACAGGAGCUGAUCCCGAUUGCGAAAAUUUGAAAGGAUCCACUCCGUUGCACAUAGCGAGCAGUUUAGGAAGUAAAGGAAUUUUAGAAAUUCUAUUGCAGUACGGAGCUUCCAUCAAUAAACAAAAUAAGAAAGGAAAUACAUCCUUACAUAUAGCUUGUCAAGCGAAUGUUAUUGAAAUCGUAGAAAUUCUUAUAAGCAAAGGAGCGGAUCUUAAUAGUCUAAAUGCGAGAUUGCAAUCACCUAUUCACAUUGCUGCAGAAAUGGGUCAUACGGAAAUUUGUAAAGUGCUUUUAGCGGCAGGUGCAGAUAUCGAACAGCGAGAACAAGGAGGAAGGACUCCUCUUUAUAUAGCGGCAAGAGGAAGUUUCACGGCCAUUGUCGAUAUGAUCAUUAAAACGGCUCGAUUAGACUAUCCUGCACACGUUGAAGAUUUAAAAGGUGAAAAAAAUAAAAAAGACAAUGGUUUUAAGCAAUCAGCUCGAAGUAAAUGGCGAUCGACAAAAGAAGACAUCCGCGGCCGUGAUAACGAAAGACUCAAAGAAAUUCUUUAUAAAGUGGCUUACAAACAACUAGGACCUAGCGAAUGGAAAAUGUUAGCGCAUCAUUGGGCUUUCACCGAUGAGCAAAUUAAAGCGAUCGAACAUCAAUACAAUGGUCCGUCAAGUUAUAAAGAACACGGAUUUCGAAUGAUGUUGAUUUGGAGUCAUGGAUUAGGACCUGAUGUUAAUCCGAUUAGAGAACUUUAUGAAAGUCUGUCAGCCGUUGGAAAAAGACCGUUGGCUGACGCACUCCGAAGAAAAAUCGAUCAAGAAAACGAAACAAGACGAAAAGGCAAUCAGAAAACUUGUUGCACUUUAUGUUGAGAAUUUUUCACAUCUUUAUCUUAUGAAACUAACAUAUCUCGUGAUUUUACCUUAGGCAAUGGUCCAAAAAUAAUAAAAAAAAUUAUAAAACUAAAACUACUACAAUUUUGGACAAAAUGUAGGUAAUCGGAUAAAAAACUGUGAUAAUAUGUAUUAGAUAUAAAUCAUUUUACUUUUAAAAACACGUGCCACAUAAUAAUUAAAAAAAAAAACACUUUACAAUUAAAGUACAACCACCAAUAUUUUCUAAAAUUUGACAGAUGAUAAUAUGAUGAUCAUGGACCAAUAUAACAACCAUUUUGUUCAAAAUUGUACAAAGACGUCAAUAAUAAAUGAAUAAUUCUAAAUAACUAUUUAUCAAGUUGAAAAUGUACAUACAUAAGUGAAUAGUAAAAUUUUUUUAGAACUUUCUCUACCACUAGGUAAUAUGAUAAUAACUUUAUUAGCUUUUAAAUAAUUAAUAUUUUCAUAAAAACUACUUCCAUUUUCAAACAAUCAUUUUACUUAUAAGA